CCUCCUGAAGGGGGCAUGAGCAGAGUGACAUCGCGGGUGGGAGCGGGGCGCAUGUCUGCCACCUCCCCCAGCCCACACGGCGGGGAGGGGGGCAGCAACAGGCCCGGGCUAAGCAGGGCAGGGCGGGCGGCUCCUCACGGGCCGUCCCGAACCGCGCCGAGGGGUUGCGGGGCCCGGCCCGGCGGCGUCGCCAUGGCUCGCCCGGGGGACGCCGAAUGGCAGCACGCCGAGAUGGUCUCCAGCGAGCCCCUGCUGCUGCCGGUGUCACUGGAGGGCGAGUUCUCCAGUAGCAUGAAGGAGAUGAUCGGCGGGUGCUGCGUGUGCUCCGACGAGAGGGGCUGGGCCGAGAACCCGCUCGUCUACUGCGACGGGCACGGCUGCAAUGUCGCAGUGCAUCAAGCUUGCUAUGGAAUUGUUCAAGUACCCACUGGACCUUGGUUUUGCAGAAAGUGUGAAUCUCAGGAAAGAGCAGCCAGAGUGAGAUGUGAAUUAUGCCCUCAUAAGGAUGGUGCUUUAAAGAGAACAGAUAAUGGGGGUUGGGCUCAUGUGGUUUGUGCUCUGUACAUUCCCGAGGUGCAGUUUGCAAAUGUUUCUACAAUGGAACCUAUCGUGUUGCAGUCUGUUCCUCAUGAUCGUUAUAAUAAGACCUGCUAUAUUUGUGAUGAGCAAGGCAGAGAAAGUAAAGCAGCCUCUGGUGCUUGCAUGACGUGUAAUAAACAUGGAUGCCGGCAAGCUUUUCACGUAACGUGUGCGCAGUUUGCAGGACUUCUCUGUGAAGAAGAAGGCAAUGGUGCAGAUAAUGUCCAAUACUGUGGCUACUGUAAAUACCAUUUUAGUAAGCUGAAAAAGAGCAAACGGGGAUCUAAUAGGUCAUAUGAUCAAAGUUUAAGUGAUUCUUCCUCUCACUCUCAGGAUAAACAUCAUGAGAAGGAGAAAAAAAAGUUUGGACUGGCACAUAGAAGGUGUGGGAAACUACACAGUGUGGGACAGAAAUACAAAGAGAAAGAUAAACACAAGCAAAAAUACAAGAAGCAGUCGGAGUCUUCGCCAUCCUUGGUUCCAUCUCUUACUGUAACUACAGAGAAAACAUACACAAGCACUAGCAACAACUCCAUGUCAGGCUCCUUGAAGCGGUUGGAAGACACCACAGCUCGAUUUACAAAUGCAAAUUUCCAGGAAGUUUCUACGCACGUUUCAAGUGGAAAAGAUUCUUCAGAGGCUAGAGGGUCAGAGAGCAAAGGGAAGAAAUCUGCAGGUCACAGCUCAGGUCAGAGGGGAAGAAAGCCUGGUGCUGGAAGAAACCCAGGAACAACUGUGACUGCAGCUAGCCCUUUUCAGCAAGGAAGCUUUUUGGGCACUCCUAGCAGCCUAAAGUCAUCUUCUGGAAGUUCAGUUCAGUCUCCCCAGGAUUUUUUGAGUUUUACGGAAACAGAUCUGCGAAAUGAUAGUUUCACUCAUUCUCAACAGACUUCGUCAACCAAAGAUGUACAUAAAGGAGAGACUGGGAGUCAAGAGGGGGCUGUCAAUUGUUUCACUUCCUUAAUUGGUCUCCCUUCAUCAUCAGCUGUUUCCCAAUCUAAAAACUUUGACAGCUCACCUGGAGACAUCGGUAAUUCAAGCCUUACUUCUACAGCAUACAAACGAGCUCAAACUUCUGGAAUAGAAGAAGAAACUGUAUCAGAGAAGAAACGGAAAGGAAAUAAGCAAAGUAAACAUGGGCCUGGUAGACCCAAAGGAAAUAAAAGUCAAGAAAGUAUUUCCCAUCUUUCAGUUUCUUCUGCUUCCCCAACUUCAUCUGUGGCUUCUGCUGCAGGAAGUGUGACGAGCUCUGGUCUUCAAAAAUCUCCAACUUUGCUCAGGAAUGGAAGUUUACAAAGUCUUAGUGUUGGCUCAUCUCCAGUGGGUUCAGGUAUUUUUAGCAGCAAUGAUGUAGCAGUAUCAUUUCCAAAUGCAGUAUCUGGCUCAGGAUCUAGCACUCCCGUUUCCAGUUCUCAUUUACCUCAGCAGGCUUCAGGCCACUUGCAGCAAGUGGGAGCUCUGUCACCUUCAACUGCGCCUUCUAUAACUACUGUUGUUGCUACAACUCAGGCAAACACGCUACCUGGAUCUUCUCUCAGUCUGCCUCCAUCCCACAUGUAUGGCAAUAGGCUGAAUCCCAGUUCAGCCAUGGCAACACUGAUAGCUCAGACUGAAAACAGCCAAGCAGAUCAAGAUCUUGGAGAUAAUAGCCGCAGCCUCGUUGGCAGAGGAGGUUCGCCCAGAGGAAGUCUCUCACCACGAUCCCCUGUAAGCAGCUUGCAGAUUCGCUACGAUCAAUCAGGGAACAACUGCGGGGAAAACUUGCCCCCAGUAGCAGCCAGCAUAGAACAGCUGCUGGAGAGGCAAUGGAGUGAAGGACAGCAGUUUUUGCUAGAACAAGGCACCCCUAGUGAUAUUUUAGGAAUGCUUAAAUCAUUACACCAACUUCAGGUUGAAAAUAGGAGGUUAGAAGAACAGAUAAAGAAUCUGACUGCUAAAAAGGAACGGCUCCAGCUACUCAAUGCACAGCUUUCAGUGCCCUUUCCAACAAUAACUUCAAAUCCUAGCCCUUCUCAUCAAGUACAUGCCUUUCCAGUACAAGCAGCACCUAGCACCGAUUCCUUGAACAGCAGUAAAAGCCCUCAUCUGGGAAACAGUUUUUUACCAGACAAUUCUCUUCCUGUAUUAAAUCAGGAGAUAACCUCCAGCGGACAAAGCACCAGCAGUUCAUCAGCCCUUUCCACUCCACCACCUGCUGGGCAGAGUCCAGCUCAGCAAGGCUCAGGAGUCACGGGAGUUCAACAGGUCAAUGGUGUGACAGUGGGGGCACUAGCUAGUGGUAUGCAGACUGUAACCUCCACCAUUCCUGCAGUGCCUGGUGUGGGUGGAAUAAUUGGAGCACUGCCAGCCAGCCAGCUGGCAAUCAAUGGAAUUGUAGGGGCUUUAAAUGGGGUAAUUCAGACCCCGGCAACAAUAUCACAGAACCCUUCUCCUCUCACUCAUGCAACCGUGCCACCCAAUGCAACGCAUCCUCUGCCAACUACGUUAAAUAACAGUGCCUCGGGACUAGGAUUGCUUCCUGACCAACAGAGACAACUUCUGCUCCAUCAGCAGCACCAGCAAUUCCAGCAAUUACUGAGUACCCAGCAGCUCACAUCCGAACAACAUCAGGCCCUUUUGUAUCAGUUAGUACAGCAACAGCACCACCACCAACACCACCACCAGUCUGAAGUACAGCAACUGCAGAUUACUGGAGGAGCACAGAUACCCAUCAACAACUUACUUUCAGGCACCCAGGCAUCACCACUAAAUGCAGCCUCUACCAACCCAUUCCUUACAAUUCAUGGAGAUAACGCGGCUCAGAAGGUGACAUAUUUUCUCUUACACAGAGGCUCAGUGAUAAAACUGGACCAGUUGCGUCAGAGAAGAGUUGACAUUUGAGUGCUACUUGAGAACUGCACGUCCUGCUGUUAUAGCACUUCAUCUGGCUGCAAACUGCAGUUUUCCUUUCUGCAGAUAUGAAGAAAUGCAACAAGGAACUCUUACUGCACAGGAAAAGGUUAAUUUUCAUACGGAUAUUUUUGGUAGGCUUUGAUUUGCUUUCUUGUUGCACUAAAAUGGAUGUACUUUUUCAUGUUUCAGACUGUGAAGUAGAUAAAAUUCUGCAAACUCUACUUACUUUGUCAGUUUGAUGGUACUAAGUACAAAUUCAACCGCAGAGAAACACAUACCUGACUUUUCAGUACUAAUCUUACAAAGGCUGGUAAACGGUCCCCAGUCACGCAUUAUGUUGAUUUCAGAGCAGUAGUUUAAAAAAAAUCAGACAAAAAAUCAUGCAAAACCCAAA
Molecule: messenger RNA, 3865 nt
Organism: Oxyura jamaicensis (ruddy duck)
Lineage: Eukaryota; Metazoa; Chordata; Aves; Anseriformes; Anatidae
Gene: MLLT10
Product: MLLT10 histone lysine methyltransferase DOT1L cofactor
Exons: 22
Coding region: 16-3459 (1147 amino acids)
Biological process (GO): regulation of transcription by RNA polymerase II
Cellular component (GO): nucleus
Molecular function (GO): nucleosome binding; histone binding
Source: RefSeq, a predicted model, not a curated record